Molecule: messenger RNA, 664 nt
Organism: Entelurus aequoreus (snake pipefish)
Lineage: Eukaryota; Metazoa; Chordata; Actinopteri; Syngnathiformes; Syngnathidae
Exons: 5
Coding region: 14-664 (216 amino acids)
Source: RefSeq, a predicted model, not a curated record
GCAGGAAGACACCAUGCAGGAGUGCGGCGAGGAAGAGGAGGAGGGGAUCCAAAGUGGGAUCGCUCCUGACCAGGCCGACAUUAGCAGACACACUUGUGGCGAUGAGGGCUCGGAAGAGCUCCAAGAACCGGAGGAACCGGACCAGGCUGAGACGGGAGGAGUCCAGGAUGACAACACCGAUUGUGAUAGGCUCAUUGACCUAGAAACGUUACAAGAGGAGACAAUGGAAAACACAAGGACACACGAUGAAGACCCCCCACAAACCGAGGCACAGACAACACCCGCUGUACAGUCACUGCAUCCCCUCAACACACUUGUUGCAGACGCUGCAUCAGAGCCGUGCUGGUACUGCCUCAGGUCUCUAGAGCAGGACUAUCUUCUCCAAGCUCCUCAGCCGGACACGGAUCCUUUGCCGCCACUGCCCUCUGGCGGCCAGAAGGUGAGCUACCAGACGGACCCUCGCCCCCACUUCGGCGUGGCGUGGUCCUCCCACUCGACGUGUCGCCCUCUGUGGGGCAGCGAGGGCCCCAGCUGGGGUCAGAGGAGCCCGGACGAUGCCGGGGAGACGCACACCUGCCCGCACUGCCACCUGGGACUGCCUGCUGACACGCUGAGCUGGCAUGAGGUGAAACACGCUUUAUUCUACACGUGCACGACCCAAUAA